GUAUCCUUGAAGAUCGUUUGAUUGCGCACUGUAAAAGUCAACAAAGUGGAUGAUGAGUCAAUCUUCUGAUUCACUUCCAUGUCCCCAUUCCUUUGUGAUGGUAGGGCUUGCUUCAUAUGCCUCAAAGCUGACUCGGAAUAUCUGUUCAUGUCAUGGCGUUGGGCUCACGCGCCGUGUACUUCAGAAACAGUAUGUCCGAACAAACUAAUCAUCUUCAUCUGAUGACUUCCUUCGAACACUCAGAUCAAUUCCUCGGGUGCUGUCCGACUGAGCAGGACGCUUAACAAUGGUGUAUCUCAAACAGCCAGGCAUCAACAUCGCGCCAAGUUUCGCUUCUGAUGGAGAGAAGAACGCAGCCGUUGCGACAGUACCGCCAAGAUUCAGAGGUACACAUACGGAUAAAAAGGAUAUGGCUAUGCUCGGGAGACCACAAGAGCUGCGACGCAACUUCAGAUUCGUGACGAUGCUAGGGUUUGCUAGCACUGUCAUGUCAUCAUGGGAACUGAUGCUUCCACUCUGGAGCUUUGUCUUGAUCGAUGGAGGGACGCCUAUCCUCUUCUGGGGGUUCAUCGUGGUGGCAAUCAUAAUGCUUUUGGUAUACGCCAGUAUCGCGGAACUUGCUUCGAUGUCGCCCACAAGUGGCGGACAGUACCAUUGGGUGUCGGAAUUCGCGCCGCUAAGCGUGAGAAAGCCCCUCAGCUAUAUGACAGGCUGGUUGUGUGCCACAGGAUGGCAAGUCUAUCUCGCAGGAGUCUGUUACAUGAUCGCAAGAAUCAUGCAAGGUCUGGCUAUUUUGAACGUCGAGAGCUAUGAGCCUAGACCUUGGCAUGUGACCUUGAUCACAAUUGCGGUCAUGAUUCUUGCGAUCAUGUUCAACACUGUUCUGGCUCAGCAACUUCCAGCUCUUGAAGGGGUAGCUUUGCUUUUACAUAUGCUUGGCUUCUUCGCCGUUAUCAUACCUCUUUGGGUCAUGGGACCUCGUCGCAAUCCGUACGAUGCCCUCAUGAAUGUCACGAACAACGGAGGAUGGCCAUCAACAGGUAUUUCGGCAAUGAUCGGCAUGUCUGCAAGCCCCUUGUCGGUCUUGAUUGGAUUUGAGUGCUCUGUACACAUGGCCGAAGAAACUCAAGAUGCGUCCAUAACAUUACCUCGCGCCAUAAUGUGGUCUGUUGGACCUAAUGCUCUGCUGGCAUUCAUCAUGGGCAUAACUCUGAGCUUCACGCUCGGAGAUCCUGAAAUGAUCGCUGCUUCGCCGACAAACGAGCCGUUCAUCCAGAUUUUCUUCAACGCCACGAAUAGCUAUGGUGCUACCAAUGUCAUGUGUGCGAUUGUCAUCAUCGUGCUCAUGUGCAACUGUAUCAGCGAAGUUGCUACAGCUUCGAGGCAGAUAUGGGCCUUCGCUCGCGACCACGGUUUACCAGGCUCCAGAUGGCUAUCGAAGGUGACUCCAGGUUGGAACAUUCCCAUCCGUUCGGUGAGUGUGUCUUUGGUAGUGACCUCUCUAAUCGCAUGUAUCAACUUGGGCAGCUCCGCAGCAUUGAACGCUAUCAAUUCACUUGGAGGAGUCGCGAUUCUGACAUCGUAUAUCAUUGCCAUCGGUGCUUUGAUUUGGAGACGGCUCUAUGGCGCUCCACUACCGCGUCGACGCUGGUCUCUAGGACGUUCAGGCUUGUGGAUUAACAUCACCGCGGUAGUUUGUCUACUACCGGUAUGGUUCUUCAUGUUUUGGCCCCUGGCCCAACCGGUCACCGCCCCUGAUAUGAACUGGGCAUCAACGAUGUUCUGUGGGGUUUUGUUGGUUGCUGGGAUAUACUACGUCGUCAAGGGCAAACACGAGUACAUUGAGCCGGUACUGCUGAUCAAAAGAGACGAGUGAGAUAUCUUCAUAUUGGCAACGCUCGGAGGAUAGGGUUCGUAUCUUGAGCAAGAAUAUCUGAGAAACCAGUUUCAUCGGUCGAUCGAGCCAGUAACCAUAAUUGAUUGCUCUUGAAUGAUUCAUCAUAUGUACCAAACUCCUCAAAGCUUCGCAGAGUGAUAUGAUGGAAGGUUUGGUGUGUUUAUCGACCCGAUGACGAUCAGCAGGCUGAGCCUGGUAUGGUGAAAC
This is a messenger RNA of Aureobasidium subglaciale EXF-2481, 2104 nucleotides long. RefSeq lists its product as uncharacterized. Lineage: Eukaryota; Fungi; Ascomycota; Dothideomycetes; Dothideales; Saccotheciaceae. Gene Ontology annotation, molecular function: transmembrane transporter activity. The record is from RefSeq and is a predicted model, not a curated record. Gene Ontology annotation, biological process: transmembrane transport. The transcript has 5 exons. Bases 287 to 1876 code for a protein of 529 amino acids. Gene Ontology annotation, cellular component: membrane.